AAGCACACCAUUAUCAUGGAAAUAAGAAGAAUAAAGAACGUAACUAUACAGUACCAGAUUUUGCGGACGCAGUUACACGGGACGAGAACGGUCCAACUCCACCGCUUGGACCGUGUUUGUCGAGCCGAGGUAGCUGCUCUGAAAAUAAUCCAUCUCAUUCUCAUAAACAUUUUAUUUUCCUCGUGUGCAGCUUUGCAUUUUGAAAACGAUUGUCCUACCAGCCCUGGUGGUGUCUGUGGGGAUUCUGCAGUGCCCCACCACCAAGAGAGACCACUGUGCACAAAGAGUGACGAGGUGAGGCUAGCAGAGGAGGCCAGCAACAAGUAUGGCUCCCCAGCUCCAACCAUCUUCUCUAAAGUGAUCGACAAAAGCAUCCCUGCAGAUAUCAUUUAUGAAGAUGAGAAGUGUUUGGCAUUCAGGGAUAUCAGCCCAAAGGCACCUGUUCACUUCCUUGUUAUACCAAGGGUCCCUAUUCCCAGAAUAAGUGAGGCCAAAGAUGAUGAUGCUGAGCUCUUAGGACAUUUGUUGAUUGUUGCCAAAACCGUGGCGAAGCAAGAAUCUCUAACUGAAGGCUACAGAGUUGUGAUCAACGAUGGAAAGCACGGUGCUCAGUCAGUUUACCACCUUCACCUCCACGUCCUGGGAGGAAGACAGUUGGCGUGGCCACCAGGAUAAUGGCGACAUGUAUGACUUGAUAUAUGAUGGGUGUAGGUCAUAUUCUCUUCCCAUCCUUCUGUACAAAAAGUAAAUUCAGCACAAAUAAUUGUUUAAUGGACUAAUUCAAAAGUGAAUACAUGAUAAUAUGGCUGCAAAUAAAGACAUUAUUAAUGUGGAAUGGCAAAAGGUCAAUUUGGUUAUUUUAUCUUUCAGUCGGUGGAAAAACAACAAAUUGUCAGCAGAUUAUACUACCACUACCAGUUACAGGUGUAAUCUUAACAGCAAUAUUAUCAGGUCUUUUUUAUCAGUGGAACACAUUUCACUUCUUGCUAGAUUUAUCCCUGUCUCUGGUCAGACAACAUACAUUCAAGUGGCCAUAGACAUCAUUUUGCUUAUGAAUUGGAUAUUGAUUGCCCAAGUGAAUGGCUGUAGAAUGGCGUUUACAUUAGUUCCCUGUAAAUCUUGCGUUUAGGGUGCGAUUUGUCACAAUAAAAGCUUCAGACAUA
Messenger RNA from Notothenia coriiceps (black rockcod), 1163 nucleotides. It is a transcript of the gene hint2, whose product is annotated as histidine triad nucleotide binding protein 2. The transcript has 6 exons. The record is from RefSeq and is a predicted model, not a curated record. Bases 16 to 675 code for a protein of 219 amino acids. Gene Ontology annotation, molecular function: catalytic activity. Lineage: Eukaryota; Metazoa; Chordata; Actinopteri; Perciformes; Nototheniidae.